AUGAGGUGGUUUGAAUGCUCUUUGUUGGUGGUUUUCUUAGUUGAUUUACUUGCCACCACAGGAGACCUUACUUUAUCAUGGACAUCCCCAAUCUACCCGAAAUUGUACUCCAACAACACAUCAAUCAACCCCCUGGGACGACGGAUAUCCAAGAAUGAAGACGCCUGGCUAGGUUCCCUUCUUAAUUUCGGCGCUAUAAUCGGCCCUUUACCAUUUGGAUACAUAUCAGAAACGUUUGGAAGAAAAACCGGACUACUAUCGAUAGCUUUACCUCAUAUUUUAUCAUUUCUAAUUUUUGCUUUUGCCAAAACGAUACAUUUAUUUUACGUAGCUAGAUUUUUAGGUGGAGUGGCUCUAGGGGGCGGCUACUGUUUAUACGUCAUUUACAUAGCUGAGAUAUCAAAAGAUUGUAACAGAGGCAAAAUGUCUUUAACUAUCAAUAUUUUUUGCGCUAUAGGAAACUUUUUACCGUUUGUUAUAGGUCCGUUUACUUCGAUAUUUUUAUUCAACAUUAUCCUGGCUUUCAUACCCGUUACUUUCUUUCUUCUAUUUUUCUUUUUGGCUCCGGAGAGUCCUUACUACCUGGUAGGUGCUAAGAAAGACAAGGAAGCCGAGAAAGCUUUAAUGUACUUAAGAUGCAAGGAUCAAAAUGGGGUAGCCGAAGAAUUAAAUUAUAUAAAAUCGUUCAUUGGAAUGGACGAUCAAGGUCGGUUAAUUGAUAUUGUAAGGAAUAAAAUUUUGAGGAAAUCGUUUCUGAUUUGUUUGAUAUUGAUAGCGACACAGGAUUUGUCAGGUUUUUGCGCUAUAACUUACCAUUUACAAACUAUAUUCGAGGCAACGGGUACCAGAUUCAGACCCGAUUUGUCUGCUAUAAUCGUAGGUGUGGCUCUCUUAUUGUCUAGCUUCAUAGCACCGUUUUUGGUAGAUAAGGUAGGUAGAAAACCUUUAAUUAUAUGCUCUUGUGCGGGUAUGUUUAUAGCUUUAAACUUACUAGCUGGGUUCUUUUAUCUACAUGACAGAAACAUCAGUACCAAGUCGAUAUAUUGGUUACCAAUAUUUAGCCUUAUUUUAUACAUAGUAUUCUUUAAUGUAGGAGUUUGUACAGUACCUUGGACACUAAUGUCCGAACUGUUUCCUAACAACAUGAAACAAAUGACUACGGCAGUAGCUUCGUGUUUCGGUUGGAUAUCUUCGUUUUUGGUGACAAAAAGUUUCCACGAUAUGAACAGUACCAUGGGCCGUUGCGGGACUUUUUGGUUCUUUUCGUCUAUGUGUUUACUGUGUGGUACUUUCAGUGUGUUUUACUUGCCGGAAACAAAGGGUAAAAGCUUCAGUCAGAUACAGAAAAUGCUGUCUGCUACAUCAGAAACGGACUGA
Messenger RNA from Psylliodes chrysocephalus, 1377 nucleotides. Lineage: Eukaryota; Metazoa; Arthropoda; Insecta; Coleoptera; Chrysomelidae. The record is from the annotation of a GenBank genome assembly.